Molecule: messenger RNA, 1576 nt
Organism: Dioscorea cayenensis subsp. rotundata (Guinea yam)
Lineage: Eukaryota; Viridiplantae; Streptophyta; Magnoliopsida; Dioscoreales; Dioscoreaceae
Product: probable magnesium transporter NIPA6
Exons: 9
Coding region: 157-1245 (362 amino acids)
Biological process (GO): magnesium ion transport
Cellular component (GO): membrane
Molecular function (GO): magnesium ion transmembrane transporter activity
Source: RefSeq, a predicted model, not a curated record
CUGUCCCUUUGUCGUGGCGGCAGUAAAAGAAAGACAAAACUAUCUCAAAAGAGCGAUAUAAAAAUCCGACCUUUUUUUUAUAAAAAACGAGUUUUGGGAUCUCAAAACCCUCGCCUUUCUCGAGAUUCAGAUGACAUCUCGCUGGCCUUGCGAUCCAUGGAAGCGCUCCAAUUCGCCGGCGAGAUGCCGGUGAUCCACCGGUCGCUCCUCUUGGACGACAACCUCAAGGGUGUCGUCCUCGCCGUUGUUUCCAGUGCGUUCAUCGGAGCCAGUUUCAUUUUCAAGAAGAAGGGCCUUAAGCGCGCUGGCUCCUCUGGCGCUCGCGCUGGUGUUGGAGGGUAUUCUUAUCUUUUGCAGCCGCUUUGGUGGAUUGGGAUGAUUACGAUGAUUAUUGGUGAAGUUGCGAACUUUAUUGCGUAUAUCUUUGCUCCUGCUGUCCUGGUGACGCCGCUUGGAGCGUUGAGCAUCAUAGUGAGUGCUGUAUUGGCUCAUUUCAUCCUCAGGGAGAGGCUGCAGAAGAUGGGGGUAAUGGGUUGUAUACUUUGCAUUGUAGGAUCAACCGUGAUUGUUCUUCAUGCCCCGGCGGAGAGGACCCCGAGCUCAGUUGAGCAGAUAUGGUACUUGGCAGUGCAGCCUGCCUUUCUUUUAUACACUGUAGCAGCAAUUGCUGUCUCGCUGGUGCUGAUGAUGCAUUGCUCACCAAGAUGUGGUCAGACAAAUAUAAUGGUGUACUUGAGCAUAUGCUCUAUUAUUGGAUCCUUAACGGUGAUGAGUAUUAAAGCCAUUGGCAUUGCAAUAAAGCUCACGUUGGAGGGCAUCAACCAGGCUGGUUAUUUCCAAACAUGGGUAUUUGCUAUGGUUGCAGUCUCAUGUAUCAUUAUUCAGCUAAAUUAUCUAAAUAAGGCACUAGAUACUUUCAACACUGCAAUAGUUUCUCCAAUAUACUAUGCCAUGUUCACAACUCUCACAAUUUUGGCAAGUGCUAUUAUGUUUAAGGACUGGUCUGGUCAGAGUGCAAGCAACAUAGCAUCAGAGAUUUGCGGUUUUGUAACUGUAAUCUCUGGAACUACAGUGCUACAUUCCACACGGGGGCAAGACCAACCUCCUAAUGCAGAUUUAUACACACCGCUGUCCUCUAAAAUAUUUUGGCACACUCAAGGGAACAGUGAACUAGGAAAGCACAAGGGAGAUGACUUGUUGUCUGGCGAUUUUGUUGCUGUUGUGAGACAAGAUCAUUUUAUAUAGAUUGUGGCCGGACUGACGAUUCACAUAUCCCUUGCCUUAUUAUCCUAUGAUGAGCAAUCAAGUAAUGCAACUCUCUUCCACAUUUGCUAAGACAAAGGAGUUAAAUCAGGAAGACGUGUGAAAAUUUUUGUAGGAUAGAACUAGUCAACAGCAACAUGACCAUCGAAGUCAGAUCUCGCCAUAUGCUACCGCUGUUCCAGAGUGAUUUGUGUGUGCUUUGUACAUGUUUGCUAAUAAUUUCCUAUUCUUUCACAUGGUAUCAUAGUUAUGUUUCAUGCCUCGCUGUUACACACUUUCCAGGUAUUUUUUAGAAGAGUGAUUGGUUGAUUGA